ACCGUGCUUAAUGUGUAUAGUGUAUUCUAUUGCGGCUUACGGUCGAGAAGUGUAUUAUUAACAGUUGAUGUAGAAUAUAAGUAUUUUUUAUUCUUGAAUCGUUAGAAAAACCCCUGAGAAACUUUGUAAAUAUUAUAAUUUCUUCGUUUAUUUUGUGCACAAUUUCCAAUUGAGUAUUUUUUACUUUGACAAGAUCUCGAGCGAGAUUAAUACAUUGAAUUUAUGGCGAUGACUACACAGGUAAAGGGAAGCGGUUGGCCGCGAAGGGCAAGCAAUAGUUCCUUUGAUGGAAAGGAAUGGAAACCAAAUCCAUUGGUCACUAUCAACAGAACUAUAAAUUUAUAUCCUUUGACGAAUUACACAUUUGGAACAAAGGAGCCUCUAUUUGAAAAAGAUCCAUCCGUCCCGGCAAGAUUUCAACGAAUGAGAGAUGAAUUUGAUAAAAUUGGAAUGCGCCGCAGCGUGGAAGGAGUUUUAUUAGUUCACGAACACGGAUUGCCUCAUGUUUUACUCCUUCAGCUAGGAACUACCUUCUUCAAAUUACCUGGCGGAGAACUGAAUGCAGGUGAAGAUGAAGUUGAGGGUCUAAAACGACUUCUUACUGAGAUUCUGGGUCGACAGGAUGGUGUAAAACAAGAAUGGCUUAUUGAGGAUACCAUAGGAAAUUGGUGGAGACCCAAUUUCGAACCUCCACAAUACCCUUACGUACCGCCGCACAUUACAAAACCAAAAGAACACAAAAGAUUAUUCUUAGUUCAAUUGCAAGAGAAAGCUCUUGUUGCAGUACCCAAAAAUUACAAACUUGUAGCAGCGCCAUUAUUUGAGUUGUAUGAUAAUUCGCAAGGCUAUGGACCAAUAAUUUCUUCACUUCCACAAGCACUUUGCAGAUUCAACUUCAUCUACAUGUGAAAAGAAGAAAAGAGAUUGUGAACUAUACUUAUUUUAUGAAAGGAUACUAUAGAUUAUAGUAUCUCACACUGAAUUCACUGUGACAGAAUUGAAUGAUACAUUCAAUAUUUUUUAUGAUAAAUAAUAGCAUGAAAUUUCUUUCUUUAAUGUUUUUUUUCGUUUCAUGUACCCUAAAUGAUCAUAUUAUUGGAAGUUAUCUGAAAGCAAUUAUUCAGUUACGAUUAUAUAGAAGUCGGAAUGGAUAUAAGACGUGAGAGGAGUGCAAUUUUGAUAAAGUAUAUGAUGUCAAUUUGAAAUUGUAGUUCAUAAAAAAACAGACUAAAUCGAGUCAGAUUUAUCUGAAUUCUAAUUAAUUUUUGUACAUUGAUAAGUAAAAUUCAAUAUAAUUUAAUGAAAAUCCAUAGAAAUUAUACAUACAAGCCAUAAAAAUGGUAUUUUCCACAGUGUAUUUUCUUAACCUUCAGAAGACUGAUAUUUCCUUUUUAAAUUCAAUAAUUUUUAAUUGCAAAUUUUUGUAUGCAAAAAACGUCAAAUAAAACCGGUCCGUUUUAGGACAUUCUGCCCUUUCUAUGUGUGUAAAAAAAUAAUGUUUAUUUAAUAAUAAAGAGUAAGAUAAGUUAAUAAUGUA
Messenger RNA from Leptopilina heterotoma, 1537 nucleotides. RefSeq names its product cleavage and polyadenylation specificity factor subunit 5 (gene Cpsf5). Gene Ontology annotation, cellular component: mRNA cleavage factor complex. Lineage: Eukaryota; Metazoa; Arthropoda; Insecta; Hymenoptera; Figitidae. The transcript has 6 exons. Bases 223 to 909 code for a protein of 228 amino acids. The record is from RefSeq and is a predicted model, not a curated record. Gene Ontology annotation, molecular function: mRNA binding.